AAUUACUUCGUUUCGCCCUCUGGCCACACUCAUAAUCACAAAAAUACACGCAUUUUCAUUAAUAAAAACACAAAAUAAUCAAAAUUCGUGGUUUCCAUCGCGGCCCAUUCUCAUCGCCAUCAUGCUUUACCUGGAGGACUACCUAGAGAUGAUCGAGCACCUGCCGCAGGAGCUGCGCGACCGCUUCACCGAGAUGCGCGAACUGGAUCUUGCUGUCCAGAACAACAUGGACUCUCUGGACAAGAAGGCCCACCUGUUCUUCAAGCAGUGCAAGCGCGACGAAUUGCAGCACGAGUCGAUGGACACGGAAUUUCACAGCCUGCGCGGCGAGUACUUUAAGGUGAUGGAGGACGCCGACGAGAAGGUGGCCAUUGCCACGCAGAUCCACGAGCUGGUGGAGCGCUACCUGCGCCGCCUGGACAGCGAGCUCUUCAAGUUCAAGUGCGAGCUGGAGGCGGACAACAACGGCAUCACCGAGAUCCUUGAGCGCCGCUCCCUGGAGCUGGAUGGCAACUCCACUGCCGCCACCGCCCUGUUGCUGAGCAUGAACCAGAAGGAGAACCGCUACUACGGCGCCAGUUCGGCCAAUACUAUGGGUAACAGCUCGGCGGGACACACAUCUGGUGCUGCCACCGGCUCCUCCGGCAUUGCACUGGUCAGUGGAGCGGCCGGAACAGGCGGUGCCCUCUCCAGCAUCUCCACCGCCCAGCUCGGCUCCAGUCAGCGGCACCGCAAGCUGGAGAAGCGGCGAGAAACCAUAUGUACGGUGCCUGUUCAGGAGAAGCGCGCCAAUCUCAAUCACUCGCUUCCUGUGGUCGGGUCCGGCUCGACGACUGCCGCGACGGCCUCCUCCUCGUCCGCCACAACGGCCGCAGCCGCCGCCAGCCUGGCCAGCGCCACAACUGCCCAAACUCAGGUCUCCAACCACAUUGGCAGCAUCGCCGCCACACAUCUCACCCUGCCUGUGGCAAUGGGCGUGGCCGGCGGCAGUAACAAUCUGGCUAGCAGCUCCCUUGCCACAGGAACGGGCUCACUGGUCCGCCAGCUGCCCACGAACCUCACCCACAGCGUGCUGAGCAGCUCGGGAGGAGCAACCACGGCAACGGCAGCAGCGGCCGGAACCUCCACGCCCGUGGUUGCUGCUGGUACGACCCACGGGCAUGCCCAUGCCAGUGGUCACUCGACCGGCGGGGCCACAGUCACCUACAACCUGCAGCAACUUGGCGGAGGAGCCGCCGCAUCUUGUGCCAUUGCAGCGGCAGCCAGCCAGGCGAUCGUGGCCACACAGCAGAUGCAGCAGGGACGCCGAACGGCCAGCCUCAAGGCCAGUUACGAGGCCAUACACGGCACGGCGGGCACCACCGCGGAGUUCUGGAACCAAGCCGGUCAAGGUGGACUGCAGCAGUCGACGCCCGGAUCGGUGACAGUGGCUGCUGGCACAGCGCUGGCCACCGGCGGAGCCGGCGGUAGUAGCAGCGGCUCGCAUCACUCGCACCACUCACAGUCGCACCACGGCAGCCAUGGGCACGGACAUGGUCAUGGCCAUGGGCAUGGGCACCACAGCAGCAGUAGUCACAGCGGCGGGCACAGCAGCCACCACCAGGAGAAGAAGCAAAAGAAGAAGCUAACCACUGCCCUAACGUUGCCCACAGUGCAGCCGACGGCCGGCUCCUCGUCCGGCAACUCGAUUGGCUCGGCAUCGUCGUCGUCGAUUAGCCUUGACUCGGUGAACAAGAUCACAACGUCGCCGGCAUCGGCCACGGCGACCUACAUGUCUGUGGGCGGGCAGGCACUGCUGGCCAUGACCACCGGAGGUGGUGGCAACCUGACGGAGAGUUCCGCUGACAGCGUGCCCGCCGGAAUGAUUGCCAUGAACCUGCCCACCGCCACGGUAACGCCCGGCUCCAGCUUGACCAUCGGCGAAAACGGACUCGUGGUGGAGCAGACGAACGAGGGCGAGUGGUCGUACGAUCCCAACGAGCCGCGCUACUGCACCUGCAACCAGGUGUCCUACGGCGACAUGGUGGCCUGCGACAACGACGCCUGUCCGUACGAGUGGUUCCACUACCCCUGCGUGGGCAUCAUGCAUCCGCCCAAGGGCAAGUGGUACUGCCCCAAGUGCACCGCCUCCAUGCGGCGCCGGGGCAACCGAAAGAACUGAGGCUGACUGCGCCUGCUGGCGCCCCUCUUCCGAGGCGGGGGCGGCGGCGUGGGCACCUGGUCGCGUCGCUAGCGGCUGUUGUAGAGACAAAUAAGCAAAUUCAAAGUAUUCAAUAAAAUUAGAUCAGCAAGGGAA
Molecule: messenger RNA, 2296 nt
Organism: Drosophila yakuba
Lineage: Eukaryota; Metazoa; Arthropoda; Insecta; Diptera; Drosophilidae
Gene: Ing3
Product: inhibitor of growth protein 3
Exons: 2
Coding region: 122-2161 (679 amino acids)
Biological process (GO): regulation of DNA-templated transcription
Cellular component (GO): NuA4 histone acetyltransferase complex
Source: RefSeq, a predicted model, not a curated record